AUGACUGAUGAUUUAUUUUCAUCGUGGUUUCUGAAUGAAUUUGUACCGGCGAUGCGAUCACACUUAGCCAGGAUGGGACUCCCACAGCGCGUGAUACUGCUAGUUGACAACGCCGGUUCACACAGUUUGAAGGGCAGCCAAUUAGAAUCACCGGAUGGUAACAUCAAGUGUUCUUUUUUACCGCCAAAUACAACUUCAAAGCUACAACCGCUUGAUCAAGGUAUCAUCGCAAUUAUGAACAAAUAUUAUCGCCGAAACAUGCUACGUGCCGUCGUCGAUGAAGACAAUGAAGACAAGAAUUUGAAAAAAAUCGUCAAAACAUUUACGGUUAAGGACGCAUUGUUCAUGAUCGCCGAUUCAUGGAAUCGUAUCAAACCAUCAACUGUGGCGGGGUGUUGGUACAAUGGACUUCAUGUCGGCGACCAUGGCAAUGAGCAAGGCGUGAGUACCAACGAAAGUGAGGAGAUAACCGCUGAAAUCAACAAGGCCCGUGUUGAUCUAGGAUUAGGAGUCAUUGCCGAGAACGAACUUGAUGCAUGGAUCAACUGUGACAACGACAUUGGGUCAGAGACUUUCACUGAGGACGAGAUUGUAAAGAUUGUAGCCGAAAAUCAAAAAGACGACAUUGAAAGUGACAACAACGAAAAAGAAAACAUUACAUGCCGCCCAACGCACAAACACCAGCAGUCCCAGUGA
This is a messenger RNA of Saccoglossus kowalevskii, 696 nucleotides long. RefSeq names its product jerky protein homolog-like. The record is from RefSeq and is a predicted model, not a curated record. Lineage: Eukaryota; Metazoa; Hemichordata; Enteropneusta; Harrimaniidae.